GCUGCCGCCCUCGAGCCAAAGUCCUUCCUCCCCGCCGUCGCCGGGCCUGAGGUGCCUCGACCACCGCCGCCAUGUCCGCGAUGGAGAAACAUCUCUUUAACUUGAAGUUUGCUGCCAAAGAGCUUAACAGAAAUGCCAAAAAGUGUGACAAAGAAGAAAAGCUUGAAAAAGCUAAAAUUAAGAAGGCAAUUCAGAAGGGUAACACUGAAGUUGCAAGAAUACAUGCCGAAAAUGCAAUCCGGCAGAAGAAUCAAGCGAUCAACUUCUUGCGCAUGAGUGCUCGGGUAGAUGCUGUGGCAGCGAGAGUUCAGACGGCAGUCACAAUGGGCAAGGUAACAAAGUCAAUGGCUGGAGUGGUUAAAUCUAUGGACGCUACUUUGAAAAGUAUGAACUUGGAAAAGAUCUCUGCUUUGAUGGACAAAUUCGAACAGCAGUUUGAAACCUUAGAUGUUCAGACGCAGCAGAUGGAAGACACAAUGAGUAAUACCACCACGCUAACAACACCACAGAAUCAAGUGGAUCUGCUUCUUCAAGAAAUGGCUGAUGAAGCAGGCCUUGACUUGAAUAUGGAGCUACCUCAAGGACAGACAGGUUCCGUUGGCACGAGUGUUGCUUCAACAGAACAGGAUGAGCUCUCGCAAAGGCUGGCCCGCCUUCGUGAUCAAGUGUAACGGGAAGCAUCCUUUCGGCAGUUCUUCAUGUAUGCUUCGGAAGCAUUCUGUGUACAUAACUCACAGCCCCGUUAGCAUUUCUGUCUAACACGUCUGGAUAUUUAUCUACCGUACUCAAGGGUGCUUGUCUUUGUCUUGCCACGCUUUCUAAAAUACAUUCAGUGACUCAAAAAGUGGUAUUAACCCUUAAACGUCUGUGUGGUUUUCUAG
This is a messenger RNA of Euleptes europaea (tarantolino), 881 nucleotides long. RefSeq names its product charged multivesicular body protein 1B (gene CHMP1B). NCBI's taxonomy places the organism in Eukaryota, Metazoa, Chordata, Lepidosauria, Squamata, Sphaerodactylidae. The transcript has 8 exons. The coding region runs from base 72 to 671 and encodes 199 amino acids. Gene Ontology annotation, biological process: protein transport; late endosome to vacuole transport; endosome transport via multivesicular body sorting pathway. Gene Ontology annotation, cellular component: ESCRT III complex; multivesicular body. The record is from RefSeq and is a predicted model, not a curated record.